AUGUUAUCUGUAGAUAAUUGUGAUCCCUCUCCUAAAAUGUCACCUUCUGUGAAAGUACUCGAUCUAAAUUUUAUCAUUAUAGUAACAGUGGCCAAAAAAUUAGUUAAUAAAUUCAUUUUUACAUAUAUACGAAAAUUAUACUACACUUUUGAUUAUUAUAUCCCACUUGCACCACGUUUAUUUCCUCGAUUAAAAAAACAUAAAAAGCGAUUUAAAGCAAAUAAAGUUAGAGAAACUCAAAAAUUAGAACAUAUUUCUGAAAAGUCACAGAAUAAAAACAGGAACGAGUCAUACAACAUUGUUUAUAAUACAGCAUCACCUUGA
Messenger RNA from Plasmodium cynomolgi strain B, 324 nucleotides. RefSeq lists its product as hypothetical. The transcript has 3 exons. The record is from RefSeq and is a predicted model, not a curated record. Bases 1 to 324 code for a protein of 107 amino acids. NCBI's taxonomy places the organism in Eukaryota, Apicomplexa, Aconoidasida, Haemosporida, Plasmodiidae.